AUGGCAGAGAAGGAUGGUUGGACAGAUCGAUCUAGGACGGACAGGGUCUGUGAAUUUUUGACAUGGCUUUGCUUCAUCGAUGGAUGGGAGGAUGAGCGAGACGAUCUCCUUUGGGGACGAUUCAGAGCGUCGGAUCUAUAUAAAUCCAUGAUGUCCAACCUCGUUAGCAUUGGGGUCGAAAUCUUGGUGAUUGGCCUACGAAAUAUUGGAGGAUUGGCCCACUAA
Penicillium angulare is the source of this 225-nucleotide messenger RNA. RefSeq lists its product as uncharacterized. The record is from RefSeq and is a predicted model, not a curated record. NCBI's taxonomy places the organism in Eukaryota, Fungi, Ascomycota, Eurotiomycetes, Eurotiales, Aspergillaceae. The transcript has 2 exons. The coding region runs from base 1 to 225 and encodes 74 amino acids.